Clonostachys solani is the source of this 1149-nucleotide messenger RNA. The record is from the annotation of a GenBank genome assembly. NCBI's taxonomy places the organism in Eukaryota, Fungi, Ascomycota, Sordariomycetes, Hypocreales, Bionectriaceae.
AUGGCACACGCUUUGAUCCUCGGCGCUUCCGGCAUCUCUGGCUGGUCGCUGCUCAACCAAGCUAGAACGUACCCCUCUGAAACUGCCUUUGCUCGUAUCACCGGCACGACAAACCGGCCCGCCACUCUUGAGCAGCUGCAGAUUCCAAGCGAUGAUCGCAUUCAAAUUGCAGAUGGCAUCAACUUGACAAAGAGCGCAGACGAAGUGGCUACCACACUCAAGGAGAAGGUUCCAGACAUUGCUACCGUGACGCACGUAUUCUUUACAGCAUACAUCCAGACGCACGAUCACGAGUCUCUCAAGGUGGCGAAUACCAACCUCCUCAAGGUUGCAGUGGAAGCCGUAGAAAAAGUGGCGGCAGACUUCAAAGUGCUCAUCCUGCAGACAGGAGGCAAAGGGUACGGCCUUGAAUUUCCAAAGGAUGUAAAGAUUCAGCCACCCCUGAAGGAGGAUUACCCUCGGAUCCCAGAGCCGUGGGCCAGCAAAAUCUUCUACUAUCCACAGUAUGACCUGCUCAAGGAUCUGUCACGGGGGAAGAAAUGGACUUUUACCGAAAUCCGCCCGGACGGAAUUGUAGGAUUUGCUCCAGGAUCGAAUGCGAUGAACAUGUCACAAGGUAUAGCGAUCUAUCUCAUCUUGUACAGGGAAGUCAAGGGUGUCGGAGCCACAGUCCCUUUCCCAGGCUACGAACACGGGUACCACUCCACCCACUCAGAUACAUUCCAAGAUAUUUUGUCCAGGAUGGAGAUCUUUGCUGCCCUUCAUCCCGAGAAGUGUGGCGAUGGCAGAGCCUUCAACAUCGCCGACGGGAAGACGGUAACCUGGGCCCAAGUGUGGCCGAAGCUUUGUGAGCAUUUCGGUCUGGUCGGCGGCAGCCCGGACGCCAAUGCUACACCUAUGCUAGAGUUCAUUGAACAGAACAAAGACGUAUGGCGAGAGGUCGCCCAGAGGAAUGGAUUGAAUGAGAAGCUUGUCGACGAGCAGGGAUGGGGCCACACUCACUUCAUGUUGGUAGAUUUCGACUUUGACAGGCAGUAUGAUCUUUCGGCCUCGCGCUCCGUCGGUUUUGACGAGGAGAUUGAUACAGCCGAGGGGUACUUACGGUCGUGGGAAAGGAUGAGGAAGGCGAAGCUCCUCCCAUCCCUGUAG